This is a messenger RNA of Ixodes scapularis (black-legged tick), 6397 nucleotides long. It is a transcript of the gene ecd, whose product is annotated as protein ecdysoneless homolog. Lineage: Eukaryota; Metazoa; Arthropoda; Arachnida; Ixodida; Ixodidae. The transcript has 12 exons. The coding region runs from base 13 to 2046 and encodes 677 amino acids. The record is from RefSeq and is a predicted model, not a curated record. Gene Ontology annotation, cellular component: nucleus.
UCGUAUUUCAAGAUGGCAGCUGCCAGGCGCGUCGCAGACGAUACUGUCCGGUACUAUUUAUUCCCGAAGCUCGCCGAAAACGCAAACGUGAAACUCCUGCUGGAGGACAAGCUUGAAUCUUACACAGCCAAGCUCUUUCCGCUCAUAGCGAGCUACAUCUGGCAAGAUGAGCCGUUCAACCUGGGUGUGGUCGAAGCACAAAGAGACGGCAUGCCGCCUCACUUGGAAGGCAUCACAUACUUUGGCGACAACGUCGAAGACGAGUGGUUUGUAGUCUACCUGCUUCAGCAGCUGACCAAAGAAGACCAAGACCUCGUUGUCAAAGUGGAAGAUUCAGAUGGAGAGUUUUUGCUCAUUGAGGCCGCCGAUCAUUUGCCAAAGUGGCUGAACCCAGAAACCAGUGAAAACCGAGUCUACCUCUACCGUGGCAUCCUUCACAUCAUUCCAAAAGACGGCGAUGCAAAGUCUCUCGACCAAGCCAGCGCGCCGACUGUCAUGGAGGCGGUGGCGACGCUUUGGUCGCCCGCAGCAUCCACCAGGGCCGCGCCGGCGGUGCAGAGGGCACUGUCGAAGCGAGUGGAAGACCUGCCGGAAAAGCACAGGCAGUCGCUUCACCGGGCUCACUGCUUCUUGCCGGCGACCGCCGUGGCGGUGCUUCGACGAGACCCGCAGAUCCUCGGACCCGCGGUCGGAGCGUUCGUGGCGAGGGAUCCGUUGGACUUGAAGGCACUGCGAGCAAUGAGGCACUUCCCCCCGGAGACGCGCGUGAUGGCGGAGGUGCUCUUCACCCGCUGCCUGUACGCCCAGCUGCGGCAGCAGAGGUUUGCGCCUGACCGCCGGGUCGGCUGGAACCUGCCGCCCACUCACUCCCCGGACUUUGUGGCGCACGACCUCGGCCUCAAGCUGGCGUGUGGCUUGGAGAUCCUGGCGGCUGGCGCGAAUCCGGCCGGUGAUGGAGACAAUCCGCAAGACGCAGCGGAGGCAAUCGUGGACGACGUGCGGUGGAAGCGUUUCCUCAAGAGCCUCACCGCCAAGGGCUACUUCCAGGGCGAGCUGGAGGGCUCCAAGCUGUACCGGCAGCUCCUGCAGCGGGCCAGGGAACACUUCGUGCGAACGUUUGCGGCCGGGCCUUCGGACGCCGUGGACGGCUGCGCCAGGGGUCGGCUGCCUGCUGCGGCACGCGUAGCCAAGCUCCUGCGGAGCGUCGACGUCAACGUCGAGAAGCUCAGGGAGGAAGCCCGGACGCUGAAGCCACCCGACGACGAACGGUGGAUGGAGAUUGGUCCACGGGACUUGGAUCGCCUGCUGGAGAGCUACGCCAGUCGCGGAGGUGGUGGCAACCACAAAGAGGCGUCCGACCAUGACAGGAACAGCGUCGACGAAGAAGCUCUGGGGACCAGAAUAGCAGACGGUGUCAAAAACUUUGUCCGUCACGUGUCGGACUACGAGGGGGCGGAGCUUCCGUCGGGGGCAGCGAGGCGGGGCAAGUCCGGGGCGGCGGCCAACGGAGCCAAAGUGGACUUGGACGCGGACGGAUUUGCGGAUGCGGUCAGCGCCAUCUUGGACUUCAGGCUUCCUCCGUCGGACGACGACUCGAGCUCCUCCAUGAGCAGCUACGGAGACGAAAUGGACUUCCAUGGGAGGAGAGCAGACUCGGACGACCACUUGGAAGACAGCGACGACGAGGAAGCGCCUCGACCCGGCGACCCUUCCACGCUGGACAUGCGGAGCUACAUGGACCUGAUGGACCGGGAACUGGCCGGCACCGACGUGGGGCUCAGCUUUGAGCGGGAGCCCCCAGCCAGACCCCCGAGGCGUCGCCCCGCACAGGCCAAGAAGAAAGCUCCCGUGGCCGCGCCGGAGAGUGGCGGGGAAGAGGCGGACGACGAGGAGGCGAACGAGGACGACUAUCGCCCGGUGGACGUGGACCUGACCGCCCUGAAGAACAUCCUGGAGUCGUACGGCGGCCAGGAAGGGCUGCCCGGGCCGGCGGGGAACCUCCUGUCGGCCAUGGGCAUACGGGUGCCUCGAGACGCGGACCCCUAGGCACCACCCCAUCUGGACGUCCCCACAUGUCGGCGGACGACCGUGCGUGUUCACAGUGUGUGUUCGUGAGGGCUGGAGCACGGUGUGGGAUAUAUAUAUACGGGUGUUAACUGUCCACGCAUCGCAGCUACCGGAUAAAGUCCUCACCGGAUGACUCUGCGAUGAUUGGCUGGAGGUAGCCUGUCGCGAGACCAGAUUUUCACGCUUCUCUGUGUCAGACACGCUUGGUUUUAAAGUAGCUUUCUGGGUGUGCCGUGUCAUGUACAGCUUGGCACUUACACUAUGCGUGUGGCUUAGACACAGCUUCGUCAUUCAUCGCAGUUUUGUACCUCAGCGGUGGCAAGAACAGUUUUAUGAUGAGAUUGAAGCGAAGAGAUCUCUGACACGACAUUGGAGGCAGCGUCCGUCGAGGUUGGUGCGGACGCGCCGGGCAGCGGGUGCAUGCGUGAACAUGCCACAUAAAAAAUACACUUUUUUUUUCUUCUGGUUAGCAGAGAUGCCGUCAGAGUGGGCUACUGGGCCACAUGCCAAUAAGACUUUGACUUUAUCCGGUCAAUCACGUUGCAGCAUUCACCCUGCUGCACGUCCGCUAUAUGUAUCUUGCGCCGUGAGCCGCUGUUCGGAUCGAAAGCUCUCCGGUCUCCCGGACAUUUCCGGAAGGUUUGAGUCCCCCAGAUGCACUUAGCAGACGCAAAACUCGGGUUAACUUCCAGCAUUUCUUGUCCGCUUUGUUUCGUUUUGACUUUCUUGAGUAAGAUGCACCUUCCGUCCAGUUUCAGCUCCGUCUAGAAUCGGUCCGCUAUAGGCGGGACGAGGGCAGCGGGAGUUCCGGUCGCCCCCGCCUCUAGCGCGAGCUUUUUGCCUUCAGUGGCGCUUUGGCGUCUCGUCGGCCUCUAGCGUGCGGGCGCAGCCGAAGCGCAGUCAAAGGCAACGAGCACCUGCCGAAGGCCGAGUGUCAGAACCCCGUUGUCCUCACGUUAUCGCUGGCUUUAGGGGCGACCGUUUGUAGACGUCCAUGAUCCUGUUUUCCCCCACAUCCUUUCCUGACUCUUGCUUGUGAAGCAGUCUUCUCGAGUUCCCUCUUUGCAUGAUCUGUUCCCCAACUUCAUUAGCCACGGGGCAGACGAUGUUGGUUUGUACUGCAAGAUGGGCAUUCUCCCAAAAUGUCUCGUGCCUUCUUCGAUUCCCCGUGAUGUGUGCGGAGCUAAACAAGGUUGCUCUCUGCGUUUGUUUCGGGCGUCUUUCCACGGGUCUCUGUACGAGGUGGGAGAAUAGCUGAGUCAGCACACAAUUUUACUAGUUUGCAGAUUUGAUGCCGUGUGCCCCUGGCGUUCGCCCGUCGUAAUGCUGCUUGUUUCAACAUUCGGGUUCCCAGACUACGUUGAACCCAACCACCUUCAAACCACCUUUUCAUCUGCAAGAUUUUUCAUGCGCAUUUAAUUGUAAGUUCUAAGUCAUUCAAUUUCUGAUGAUUCAUUGAAUCUUUUGGGGUGUUGUUUUUGUAGACUUCUACAGCAUGCGCCCAAAGAUGCGUUGGAUCCCUUAAACGACCCGAUAAAUUGGUUCGUUAAUUUAUUUAUUUGCUACGGAGGUUCAGGGUGUUUCUCUGCACUAUUUGGGUGUACAAGCAUUUGUAUAAAUGAACUGAUUGCAAUUAAACUUUUCACUAAGGUGUCUUUAGCUGGUGCACUUAUCACACUCAUGUUUCAAGAGUGUAAAGAUUCUUGUUUUUUUUCUAUGCGUGGGAAAAACAAAAAAAAAGUCAUGUGGUUGAUGCCUCCACUCGCAGAUGAAGCAAUAUAAAUCAAAAGCGUGAAAACUUUUUUGAGAUACAAAUACAUGAAAGGGUAACACAUUGAGGAUGGGGACGCAAACAGGACUUCUUUCAUAUGAAAGAAGUCCUGUUUCUGUCCCCGUCCUUGAUGUUUUAUCCUUUCAGGUAUUUGUAUCUAUUCACCAACACGUUUUUAAUUUUCUUUGAGAUGAACACCCGGAAGAAGAUCCAGCAGAUCUGAGCGUCUGUGGUGCCAUCUUUGAGUAGCGGUGCAGCCAGAUAGUUUUUAUCAUUUUCCUCCUGCACAUUAAACAAAAAUGUUUUUUUGGCUGAAACAUAUUUUCUGAGACCCAUUAUAAAAUUUGAGUAGGAUAAAUACACCAGCUAAAGGCACCGUAGCGAAAAGUUUCACUGCAAUCCUUCCAUCGAUUUAUUUAUACAAAAAUGUUUUUACACCCAAAUAGCGCUCAAAAACACUUUAUAGUUUAUUUAUUGUGUCAAAAUUUCGAAGAAAACUUUUUUUAGUAAAAAGUCCGGAAAUAAGAAUGUUUUUUGCCCAACCUGCAGUCUGUCUGCAAUCGUCACGCAUUUGAUUGGCGCAACAGCUGACAGACGGCGGCAGUGAUCCACGAAAGGCUAGUAACUUGGACGACUAUCUCUUUUUUAUUAUUAUUGAUUUUCUGUCUAUUUAAUGCAUUUUAUUAGUAAGAGUGACACAGUCAAUCACACGCUGACAACCAACACGAAAAAAGCAUGCGCCCUUAUUGACUUCUCGAUCUGCCAUCUUCAGUGAAUUAGAGCCUUUGCGAGGAAAAGGUUGCGACCAGUGAUCUCUAUUGUAGUAGGCUGGAUCGCGGAUCGGGAGCCAUUGCUUGACACCAGGCAAUACACGCAAGUUUAUGGGAGAAACGCACAAAAGUAGGAAUAUUAAAGCAUGUACGCUGUGCUCGGAGGCGAGUAUCUUAUGGUGUGCUGCGAUCCUUAUGUCAGGUGUUGAGAGAUUGAAUCGGUAUUUGUCGAACGUCCCGUCGCCAAAUAAAAAAAUCAAACGUACAGGAGCACCCGCGGCCGAGCUGGCAAACUUGCUCUCGUAUUGGAAUAAACAAAGGAGCUUGCCAUCAAUGAGACCGUCCUCGGGGAAGCCCAGAAGUUGAUGAAUGUCUAAAACGUUCAAUGUUGACUGCGGCUUUCCGGGGGUGAGCGAAUUCCACAAGGCAAGGCCCUCAAGUUUGUCGUCUGCUAAGCCAAACUUGUUGAAACCGCCACCGACUCCGCGGUAACUCUAGUUAACUCUCGUCUCAUUAAGCUGCACUACAUUUCUCACCCAGCGGAGUCACACUCUACCACAAAACAUUUAUUUAUAAGAACUGCGAGGGCUGUCAGUUUUAAUGUUUGUACACGUGCUAUUAGACAGGCUUCCCGAAAAGCAGUCAAAGUUUCGGUGCCGAUACAAGCUUAGAAGCGGAGGAAACGGCACUUUUUUUGUUCUUCCCAUAGGGUCCCAUGCGUUUGGUGGCGACACUUGGCCCCAGCUGCCGAGGCCGCGGUCCGCGAUCCAGCCUACUACAAUAGAGAUCAGUGGUUGUGACUUGUAAAAGGACUGCUGCCCCCACCUAUCAGUUAUUGCAUCAACUAAACGCAAGUCGUAAUGUCCAUAGAUGGAGAAAACACACUUAUAUUUUUUUUUUUUUUAUGUCUGCAAGUGUGUUCUUUGCUCUCGAUGCGUCGCCUGUGGGCACCUCUGUAUGGUAAAUCGUAGGGUGAUAUCUCAAGAAAUCAAAGUGUGCAGUCCCGUCAAAAGGCCAUUGUGUUGACGCCAUGGUUUGAAAAUGCUGCCAAAUGUCCUUCAGGGUACACAUGCCUUCAGUCUUGGUCUUUUGAUGGAAGUCAUGAAAAUUCAGCCUAGAGCAUUCAUUAAACUUACUCAUUGUAAUCGUGGACAGAUUACAAUGUGGAAGUCUGAUACUUGCCGAAAAACCAUGAGCCUAUCUAACCGCUAAGCGUACUUUAUCCUUUGUCAUACUGAGAAGAAACCAAUCGAUUGCUGUCUACAGCCUAGGACACCGCCAUUGAGUUUCAGAUGGGGCAGAGGGGCUGGACAUGGCUAAGCCCUUUGAAUUGGGGGCAACUUGCACCAUCUAGCCAGUGGGUAGGUUCUACCAAGGCUAUGGGCAGAGCGACGACACCUUUCUGCAGCAGAUGCGACAUUGCUUUUGCAACAAAUACUGCAUUGUUUGGUCAUCUUUAGUUUAUUAUCCACGGGCUUUGGCAAGUGUGUCCAGAUUUACUGUCAGACUGAGAAAAGUGACAUUCUAGUUGUGGGUAGCAAAGUCCCCACGGGCAUGACAUAGGCUCUUAAACUCCAGUGUUCUGCUCGUCAUCAAACAAUGUUGGAGGCAUUACGGUGUUGUCUGCUUGUGCUGCGAAACGGCCAACACCGUACACUCAGGAAGCAGAACCUGCUUACUGCCAUUUGCUCAUUUUAAGGCUGCUGUGUUUAGUGUGUAUGUUUAAGUUGCCAGCACUGUUCAUUUGAGAUUAGAGAAGGCAUUGUAUAUUAUAAAGUCUUCUCAUCCA